AACCUCAUAAACCCCCAAAUCCGAAAAUGAACCGCAGAAGCUAGCAAUGGAACUCUCCAUUACGCACACUCCCAAUCCUCUUCACUGUUUCUCAUCACCACAACUCUUUCCAAACCCCAACGUUUUCACGCUAAGCGCACCUCGUCCCCGCAGAAAGCUUCGGUUCCGAGUUUCGGCCACCGCGGAGCCCGAUGGGGCGUCGUGGUCGCAGUCGCUGCGGCGUGGGUCUCAGCGGUUCUGGAUCAACUUUGGGGAAAUGGUGAAGAAAGAGACGGGUCUUGACUUCCAGAGCAGCAGCGUGAAGAACGUAGGCGAGGUUAUGAGCGGAGAUGAAUUGCGAAGGUUUGGGACUCAGUGGGUGUCUCGGUUUGUCGAUUGGAACCGGUGGGAACGCUGGAAGAAAAUCAAAGACUGGGAACCUUUGCGAAUUGGCACAUUUGUUCUUUAUAUUUUUGUUGUCACAUUUGCUUGUAGAGGAGUAUAUGUUGCUGUUCAAACACCUUUCAUAAAUCGGCAGAAAAAAGAAUUAGCAGAAGCUUACAUGGAAGUGUUAAUUCCUGAACCAUCCCCUACUAACAUCAGAAGGUAAGUCAAUCCUCCUUUAUUAUC
Molecule: messenger RNA, 609 nt
Organism: Vigna umbellata (rice bean)
Lineage: Eukaryota; Viridiplantae; Streptophyta; Magnoliopsida; Fabales; Fabaceae
Source: RefSeq, a predicted model, not a curated record